Paramisgurnus dabryanus is the source of this 3441-nucleotide messenger RNA. It is a transcript of the gene plcd4a, whose product is annotated as phospholipase C, delta 4a. NCBI's taxonomy places the organism in Eukaryota, Metazoa, Chordata, Actinopteri, Cypriniformes, Cobitidae. Gene Ontology annotation, molecular function: phosphatidylinositol-4,5-bisphosphate phospholipase C activity; calcium ion binding. The record is from RefSeq and is a predicted model, not a curated record. Gene Ontology annotation, cellular component: plasma membrane. Gene Ontology annotation, biological process: lipid metabolic process; intracellular signal transduction.
UUGUGGAUCUGUGGGUGUGUGUUGUGCGUCAUAGGGGAGGUGUGUUGUGGCGAGAUGUGGAGGACGGUCAGAUCGGCUCCUCAGCACUCAGGCCAGGGCCACAUGACUCCGGCUUCUCCUGAAUUGUGGUUCUGGUAAAAGUGCAAAAAAAGAUCCGACUAUGAGCCUGCAUAUGCAGAUGCCUUUAGAAUGACAGAACAGCAGAUGGCUUCUACAGAAAGGAGCCUACGUAUCCAAGAUGAUGAUGACCUGAAGUCUAUGAUCGUGGGUACAGUGAUGAGAAAAAUCAAAUCUCGGACAUGGAAAAAGCAGCGGUACUUCAGGUUACAAGAAGACUGCGUGACUAUCUGGUACAAGAGCAAGAAAGCUGGAAACGCUCACUCCACCUUUUCUGUUAGUGAUGUGGAAGCUGUACGAGAAGGGCACCAAUCGGAAGUUCUUCUCAGCAUCGCCGACGAGUUCCCUCCCGACCGUUGCUUCACCCUGGUGUUUCGUGGACGACGUGGCAACUUAGACCUGGUGGCCGAAUCAUCCGAAGAGGCUCAAACUUGGAUUAGAGGGAUACGCAAACUCAUCAAUAACCUGGAGAACAUGGGGCAGAGAGAGAAACUAGACCAAUGGAUCUGUGAUUGGUUUAAAAAAGCAGACAAAAACAGGGAUGGACAAAUGAACUUUAAGGAAGUCCGAGAUCUGUUGAAGAUGAUGAAUGUGGACAUGAACGAGCAUCACGCUCUGCGGCUCUUUACGAUGGCAGACAAAUCUCAGUCAGGUACACUUGAAGACGACGAGUUUGUACUCUUCUAUAAGAUGUUAACGCAGCGAGAAGAUGUCCUGCGAGUGUUUCAGGAAUAUUCGGCUGACGGACAGAAACUGACACUUCAAGAUCUGGAAGACUUUCUGCGGGAGGAACAACUACAUGAGAAUGAUGUACAGCAGUACGCCGUCGAACUCAUCGAACGCUAUGAGCCAUCAGUCACGGCUAAAAUGUUGCAUGUAAUGACAAUCGACGGAUUGUUGAUAUACCUGAGCUCGACGGAGGGCUCAAUUUUUAACCCUGCCAAGAUGGACCUCUACCAGGACAUGACGCAACCUCUCUCCCAUUACUUCAUAUCUUCUUCUCACAACACAUACCUCCUGGAGGACCAAAUCCGGGGACAAAGCAGCAUUGAAGGCUAUAUUCGAGCACUAAAACGUGGUUGCCGAUGUGUGGAGGUGGACUGCUGGGACGGACCAAACGGAGAGCCGGUUGUCUAUCAUGGGCACACGUUCACCUCAAAGAUCUUCUUUAAGGAUGUGGUCUCUGUGCUGGGCAAAUAUGCAUUUAAGACAUCACAGUACCCCGUUAUCCUGUCCAUUGAGAACCACUGCAGUGUAGAGCAGCAGAAAGUCAUGGCCCAGCACCUCACCCAGAUCCUUGGAGACCAGCUGCUGACAAGCACCUUAGAUGGAAAGACUCCUAUCAGCCUCCCAUCCCCAGAGGACCUGAAAGGGAAGAUUUUGUUGAAAGGAAAGAAGAUAGGAGGAUUAGAGGAUAAAAUGAAUGGGCUGGUGGGCGACCCUUUGACGGGAGAGGUGAGCGAGGAGGAGGAAGCUGUUGAAAUUGAUGACGAGCAUCAUCGCAACGACAGCAUAAGGCAUAGGAGCAAGAAAUCCAAACAGGGUCUGUCUAAGGAGCUUUCUGACUGUGUGGUAUACUGCAAGAGUGUCCACUUUAGCGGCUUUAAACAUUCUCGAAUACACUCCAAGUUUUACGAGAUCUCCUCCUUCACAGAGUCCAAAGCAAAGAAACACAUACGAGAAGCAGGAGCAGAGUUCGUUCUUCAUAACGCUCGUCAGUUAACUCGGGUUUACCCCAGCGGCCUGAGAACUGACUCGUCGAACUUCAACCCACAGGACAUGUGGAAUGCAGGGUGCCAAAUUGUUGCUCUAAACUUUCAGACCGCAGGGGUGGAGAUGGAUCUUAAUGAUGGCUUGUUCAGUCAAAACGGGUGCUGUGGCUACGUGCUGAAACCGACAUUUAUGUGCAAGACAGAUAAGAGGUUUGACCCAGAAAACCCACAAAACCAAGAAGGAUACCAACCAAUCAGUUUGUCCAUACAGGUAAUCAGUGGCCAGCAACUUCCUAAAGUGAAUAUCAAAGAGGGUUCGAUUGUUGACCCCCUCGUUCGGGUGGAAAUUUACGGCGUAUCGAUGGACCAGGCCAAGCAGGAAACCAGAUACAUCGACAACAACGGUUUUAAUCCAGUAUGGUAUGACAAUCUCCAGUUUAACAUUCACGUGCCUGAGCUCGCUCUGGUAAGGUUUGUCGUGGAAGAUUACGACAAAACAUCGAAGAAUGACUUCGUGGGCCAAUUCACGCUCCCUUUUACCUGCAUUCAGCCAGGAUAUCGUCACAUACAUCUCCUUUCUAAAGACGGCACAAGCAUCGCUCCUGCCUCGCUGUUUGUUCACAUCCGGGUAACAAAACUAACGUAAAACGUAAAAAGUGUUUUAAAGUGACACACGCACAUUAUAUUUUAAUAUUCAAAAAAUUCAGCAGUAUCAAGUCUUCCCAGUGCACAAUCACUUAUAACAUUAAAUAUAAUUUGUUACUACACAUUUCACAUUUCUCAUGUAUUAUAGUUAUGUUUUUAUUAUGUGUUUUUAAGCCAAAUAAUUUUGUAGUUAUCUAACAAUUUUAACUGUUUAAGAUUUUUGUGACUUUAGUUAAAAAGAACUACAAGCGUUAAUACUGUGAGAGCCUGUACAGCCUAAAAUCAUUUCAUUUUGGAGUGAAUUAUGACUUGGAUGACAUUAUGCCUUUGUGACAUUCACUCAAUCGUAUAAUUUAUGUAUUCCAGAAUUAUUUCUUAAACUUUCACCCAUCUUAAUAGAUCAUAAAUCUUCACUUUUGUUUCUAAAUCACUUUGCAGUUUUCCUGCAAAACACCCAUAGCCAACCCCAAAAGUUGGAGAACGUGCAAUAUGAAAUUAAAGCCUAUAGUUCAGUAGUUACAGUAGCUUGUGAGCUUUAAGGAGAUUUAAAUAAAGAGAUAAUAAGGACAUCAACACAAGGGCUCAAUUACAAUCUUACUGUGGCCCUGAAGAACCUCAGGGGCCCGACUCAGUUACACAGAGAUACCGAAGGAGGGCUGUGAAAAUUAACCCUCUCUGUUCCCAUCCCCACCUCGUGUACCACUGUAUAUGUAACACAAUGCAUAAUAUUCUGUGCAUUAAAACAUUCUGUGCAUUUUUAUGUAAUGCGAGGCAUCUUUUCUGGUUAUAUGCUGCUAGUUUAAUAGUGUUAUAUAUAUUUUAUAUUUCUACGCUCCAUAUGGGCCAAUUCUAAACAUUUUUUUGUAACGAGUUGGCAACCCUUGAACUGUUUGCUUUGCCUGUAUAUAUAUGUAUGUAUGUAUGUAUGUAUUGACUUGCCAUAUAAAAAAUAAAAAAUAAAGAUCAG